CUAUUAUUGUUUCUUGCCGCGCCGCGGCGCCAGUGACCACCAUCACACAGCUGGCUGACUAGCAGACAGGAAACGAUAGAGCUGUCGUCUGUUACAAGUGUACACAUGUGAAGGUUGACUGAGAGUGCGAAGAAGCCCAACCACGGGUUCACCAGUGUGACAUUCGACAGUGUGGUAGCAGAGAAUGGUAUCUGUGUGAUGAAAACAGCGAGUCCUUGAGCAGUGUUGUCGUUGAUCAUCCUCCUUGCGUCACCAGUGAUGCCUUGUCAGGUGAACAGAAGACGUGGGCGCCACCAUUCAGGCACCUUGCUGCUUUGUGGCACCGGAUGGCGUUGUUAUGUGGAAUUAUUAACAAUGGUUACUAGGGGACUGCUGCAGCUCUAUUAUGGUGUUGCUUGAGUCCAUGUAAUCACCUAUCAGUGGGCUGCACCACACCACCACUCUGGGCUGCUUUAUGACACACGUAAUUGCUUUCCAUUGCGUAACAGGCCUCUAUGUACACUUGGCAGCUAUGUACCAUGAUAUGUACCAUGAUAUAGCAAUGUAACUUUAUUAUUAAUGUAAUUAAUAAUGUUGAUUUGUUUGCCACGCAAAUAGAAAAUAGAGCACUGCUCAUUAUUUGCUUUGAAAAGGACAACUUAAGUGUGCACAAUUUUAUAAAGAAGGAUGGAAUUAUGGAAAAGGUUCCAUUGUGCUUUGUCCUAAUCUCAAGAAGAAAGAAAAAGGACAUGUAGCUCUCAUUAAAAAGAAAAAAAAGAUUGAUUUAACGUCAGCAUCUGUUUGUGAAGUUGUUUUGGAUUUUUGAAAGAGCGCAAUGGUCAGCAGUGCGAGUGUACAUUCCCGAGGCUUCCCUUCAUGGGUGCUGGUAUCACUGGGCCUAAGCAGUGUACCACAGAGUGAAGAGACUAGGUCUACAAAAUGCCUGUAUUAAUCAACUCACUAUAAGACAAUUCAUCUGGCAGUUAAUGGCGCUGCCAAACUUACCUCCAUCUCAUAUAGAGCCAGCUUUUUGCCAUAUCACUAGCCACCUACUUCCUGAUCAGAGACUUCAAGAUCUCAUUACCUACUACGAAAAAGAUUGAUGAAAAAUGAGAUACAUCCUCCAUAUUCUUGGAGCUCUUACAAGUGCCCUGUUCAGACUAUUAAUGAUGCAGGAGGGUGGCACCAUUCAAUUAACAGCAAAGAUAACACGCUGAGUGAUAUGAACACCAUUGGCCUUACUAUCCUGGUACGAAUGGGUAACUGUCUCUGUGCCAGGGAAACAAUCGAGAUCAAUGGAAACAAAUAUUACAUAAGGGACUGCAUUGGGGAAGGAGGGUUCAGCACAGUGGUGUUGGUGGAGAGUGCUAUCAGUCACAAACUCUAUGCCCUCAAGCGCAUCACUUGCCAUGCUCAGACAGAUGAGAAGGUUGCACUGUCUGAGGUGGAGUUUCACAAAGCAUUAUGCCAUCCCAACAUUGUGGAGUGCAUUGACUCUGAUCUAGUAGGAGUGCCUGACCUGGUGGGUAACAAAACCUCCCAAGUCCUCAUCCUUCUCCCUUACUUUCCGCGAGGAACUUUGCAUGAUGAGCUAAUACGAAGGCAGGAGACCAACACUCCCUUGGAGGAGACAACAGUUCUCACCACCUUCCGAGGGAUUUGUGAGGCAAUCCUGUGCAUGCAUUCAGCCAAGCCUCAUGCCCUGGCUCAUCGGGACAUUAAGACAGCCAAUGUUCUCCUCAAAGAAGACUUCACUCCUGUCCUCAUGGAUCUUGGCUCCACAGCCAGGGCUCGAGUGGAAGUGAAUGGCAGUUCUGAUGCUCGCAAACUUCAAGAUGAGGCAGCAGAAAAGAGUUCAAUGGCCUACAGGGCUCCUGAGCUUUUCAAUGUUGAGGCUUUUUGUCACAUUGAUGAACGAACAGAUGUUUGGUCAUUGGGAUGCUUGCUGUAUGCACUGUGCUUCUACAAGUCUCCCUUUGAAGCGGUGUAUGAGCGAGGGGACAGUGUGGCUCUGGCUGUUGUCAGUGGUAACAUCAAGGUACCAGACACUCAUCCAUUUUCAAAGGACGUUAUAGAAUUGAUAGAAAGUCUUCUGAAGGUGAACCCUGAGGAGCGGCCGUACGUGGACUGGAUAGUGAACUCAGUGGACCAGCUCAUCAACAAGUCAGCAGGGGCAGUAUAGUCUCCUACAGCUCAACGAGUAUUGUACAAGACAAAUGCAUCAUCUCCCUUCUCUCAUGCUGGUUUUUGCUACUACUACUUGUAUCUGAGCCACUGAACACCUACCUUCUUGUAUUAUAUGAUAUAUGUACUUGAGUAUAUCAUGAUCACAUAAUAGAAUGAUUACCUGGGGCCACAUUCACUGACCAGAAAAGUUGAAAUAGCAAUGUUUAGUAAAGAGUACUGGGAUAUAUGUAGAUAUUUAAGGAUUUAUGCACCAAUGAACAUUUUCCUAAUAUCUAGAAAUAUUUAUACAUGAAGUAUAUUUUCAAUUUUUAUGUUUAUGAUAAUAAGAAAUUCUCACCAUCAGCAUUGCCGUUCCUGAAACAUAACAAUGCUUUGUCUAAUGUUGAAGUAACAAGUUAUUAAAAGUUCCUUUGAAGUGUGA
This is a messenger RNA of Portunus trituberculatus (swimming crab), 2587 nucleotides long. Its product is annotated as serine/threonine-protein kinase 16-like. Gene Ontology annotation, cellular component: cytoplasm; Golgi apparatus. The record is from RefSeq and is a predicted model, not a curated record. Lineage: Eukaryota; Metazoa; Arthropoda; Malacostraca; Decapoda; Portunidae. Gene Ontology annotation, molecular function: ATP binding; protein serine/threonine kinase activity. Gene Ontology annotation, biological process: protein phosphorylation. The transcript has 9 exons. Bases 1082 to 2161 code for a protein of 359 amino acids.